This is a messenger RNA of Fusarium venenatum, 1020 nucleotides long. RefSeq lists its product as uncharacterized. Lineage: Eukaryota; Fungi; Ascomycota; Sordariomycetes; Hypocreales; Nectriaceae. The record is from RefSeq and is a predicted model, not a curated record.
AUGUCAAAGUACAUCGCAGUGCACGGCAAGCCGCAAGGGCCAGGCGACGCCCGGCCCACGGCGCAGCAAAUUGUCGAGGACGAGGAAGUUAAAGGAAAAUUAGCUGGGAAGACCAUCUUCAUCACUGGAGCUAACCAGGGAAUUGGCUUUGAGACAGUCCGCGCCCUCAGAACGACUGGUGCCACCAUCUUCCUGGGGGUCAGGGAUUUGAAGAAAGGGCAGCAGGCGGUUGAAGAUCUACGAGCAUCCAACCCGAACAACGGAGCACCACUCCACCUGAUCGAACUGUCCCUCAAUUCCCUCAACUCGGUCCGCGCUGCAGCCCAGGCUUUUCUAGCUCAGCGCGCCAAUUUGAACAUCCUCAUCCUGAAUGCGGGGGUGAUGGCGACCCCAGAAGGCAAAACUGUUGACGGAUUCGAAACCCAGUUUGGUAUCAACCAUCUCGGACACUUUUUACUAUUUCAACUGUUGAAGCCGGCGCUGCUAGCCGCAGCCACCCCAUCCUUCACCUCGCGUGUCAUAUCUCUCUCAUCCCUUGCUCAUCGCGUCAGCGAUAUCAGGUUCCACGAUUUAAACUUCGAGGAAGAGGGCUCCUACGAACCCUGGGUUGCGUACGGCCAGUCCAAGUCCGCAAACAUAUACAUGGCUACCGAGAUCGAUAAACGUUAUGGACCAAUGGGUGUGCACGCCCUCUCUCUGCAUCCCGGUACUAUUGCGACGAACUUGGGCCAGUACGUGGAUCCGAAGGCAGUAGAAGCAAUGGUGGACGACCAGGUGAAGCUCAUGAUGAAGAGUGCUCCUCAAGGUGCAGCCACGACUGUUUACGCUGCGAUAAGUAAGGACUGGGAGGGCCGAGGUGGCCGGUACUUGAGUGAUUGUGGUGAACCAGGGCCUGCAAAACCAAGCCUGUCUAUGGUAUGGACAGAUGUUGGCCAUGCUCCUUGGGUUUACGACGAACACAAGGCUGCCAAGUUGUGGUUUGAGUCAUGCAAGUUGGUUGGCAUAGAGGAUAAUGCUUGA